AUGCUUCCAGCAACUGCAGCAAGAGUUACUGCUGAAUUUUACGAUACGGAUUGCGAAACGUUAGCCAAAGAGCUCAUUGGAAAGGUGAUGGUUCAUGUGGUAAACCAGAAACGAGUUUCUGGUGUUAUCGUUGAAGUGGAGGCGUAUCUGGGUGAUGAUGAUAAAGCAUCCCAUACCUAUCUUGGAAAACAGUCACAAAAGAAUAAGAGCAUGUAUCUUCCAGCAGGUCAUGUCUAUAUCUAUAAAUCAUUUCGAGGACAAAACGAUUGUUUCAAUAUCACCAGUGCAAAAAAGGAAGGAGUUGGAGCUGGUGUUCUCAUUCGGGCAUUGGAGCCCGUUCUCGAAAAUUUUGAUUUAAUGAAACAACACAGAUUGGGCAUGAAUCCCUCUUUGAAGGCAGAAAACAUUUCAAAAUAUAAUGUUUGUGCUGGACCAGCUCGAUUAUGCCAUGCAUUAAAAUUGUCAAGGGAGGAGCAUGAUGGAAUAGAUAUGAAACAAUCUGAGGAGAUCUUUUUGGAGGAAUUGACAAUAAGUGAUAGAGCUUGUACGAGUCAGCGGCUUGAUAGCUCUGAAAUGAACAUUGCUGAAAUCACUGUCGAUUCUUCAAAGAAGCAAUCUACAAGGUACAAAAUAGCGUCAUGCCCCAGAAUUAACAUUGAUUAUGCAGAAGAGUGGAAAGAUAAACCACUCAGAUUUUGUUGGAUUGAAAGAAACGCAUAUUUGAGUUGUCAAGUUCCAAUAGGUUUCAAAAAUAAUUGGUUUCAUUAUCCUUAG
Molecule: messenger RNA, 774 nt
Organism: Naegleria lovaniensis
Lineage: Eukaryota; Heterolobosea; Eutetramitea; Acrasida; Naegleriidae
Exons: 2
Coding region: 1-774 (257 amino acids)
Biological process (GO): base-excision repair
Molecular function (GO): DNA binding; alkylbase DNA N-glycosylase activity
Source: RefSeq, a predicted model, not a curated record